AAGAAUUGCCCUCGGUUCAUUCCUCAAGGAAAGGCACAUUUUUGGCUUGCGUUCACCAUGGUGCUGGAGUCCACAAACCUGAUUUCUGGCAUGCUCUAUUGUUUGGAGGGCUACCAGCGUGCAGCAGUUGCUGAUUUACACGUCGAGUGCGGGUCAGCCACACUGAUACCAGUGCUGCCAGAGCAAUGCCCAGACUCACUGUCACAUCUGCCAGCCUGUGACCUUGGAAUGGCCAAUCUGGCCUUGUGUGAAGCCGAUCCGGAAGACCGGUCGACCAUGUGUCCAGUCUCAGUCGAGAUUGACAAUUGUGGCAAAUUUGAUGUUUACCAAGUGGUAGUAGAGCCAGCUUGCGCUGAGAUAGGAUGCGAGAUCCUGACCAAGGCACUUUGGGCCUUUGCAUUCACUUCCUUCGUCGCUACCACCAGUGUUACGAGCCUUUAUCACACUCGAAAAGCGUGGAGAGAAUUGAACGGGAGAGCAGGAACGCGAGCCUUACUCGUCACAGUUCAGGUUGUCCCAGUCUUGCUAUACUUCACUGGUAUGGGAUUUGGUCUUGAGACCGCAUCAGUAAAGUCUGUGAUAUUGCUCGUCGUGGUGGCACCAAUUUUUCCAUUCUCAGUGUGGCUAGUUUCACUGCUUCUAGAGCACGCUCGCAGCAAACAGAAAUCCCAAGCAGCCAUGGAACUUCCCAUUUUCAGUGUGCUUCUGGCGUACCGGCUCGGGCCAACCCAUGCGGAUAAAUUCAUCGGGGCACGAAAACCGCUCGGCAUAUUACUGCGAAUGGUGGAAGAUGUCCCAGAGGCUGUUCUAGGUUGUCUUGACCUAUUCUUUUUUGGUGGGUCCUGGUUCGCCACCUUCAGCCUGAUGAUGUCGGUCAUUCUGGUCCUGGUCGAGCUGCUGAUGGGGUCCGCAGCCUUCCUAAACGGCGCCGCCCAGCACAUGGCGGAGGAGGAGCGCCAAAGGAAGAUGGAGACGGAAUGAAACGGACUUUCGGAGGUUCGGCCUUGGAACAUCUCAAAGUUUGGAUUACCAUUUUUGCCUGUCUGUCUUCAGUCAGGGCAGCCAAGAUGCACGACCGACGGACGCCCAAAUGCUCAGCCACAACGUGCUCUCAUGAAAUGAUUCUGCACGUCGAUUCACCUUUGGAAGAGUCGCUGGUUUUUCCCUGCGGACUGCUCAUAGCUGCCGACAAUCGCUUUGAAUACGCUUUUCUUC
Durusdinium trenchii is the source of this 1215-nucleotide messenger RNA. The record is from the annotation of a GenBank genome assembly. Lineage: Eukaryota; Dinophyceae; Suessiales; Symbiodiniaceae.